Molecule: messenger RNA, 6228 nt
Organism: Pelodiscus sinensis (Chinese soft-shelled turtle)
Lineage: Eukaryota; Metazoa; Chordata; Testudines; Trionychidae
Source: RefSeq, a predicted model, not a curated record
UUGGGGGCCUGGGCUGCUCUUCUUCCAUCAGGCCUGGGAGCAGCACCCUCGCUAGCUGCGAUAAAGCCCCUUCCUUGCCUCUGCCUGGCCCUUGCUGGGCCCUGAGGCUCAGGGGGGCAUUUACUGGGCAGCAGUUACUUGUAGAGGGUCUGCUCACUGGGGGGUUUCUCUCUGCAUGUGGCAGUAGUUUUGCAGCAUAUCAGUAUGAAGACAAAUACCCUGAAGUCUGUGAUCCUCAAGUGCUUAUCUAUCAUUUUUCUACGUUUUCUGAAUAGGUUCAGUUUUUAAAGAAUUCUGUCAUCGGUUUUGUGGGCCAAAUGUUACUGCUUUAUAACUUUUUAUAAUAUGAAGCGAGGUAGUGCUUAAACCCACCAUUUCAUUGUUUGGGGGUGGAGAGGAAGGAUUUUUUGUAUGUGCAAUAUCCAAAAAGGCUAUCCCAAUGUGUUACCUAUUGCUAGUGACAUAAUCAAUGAGGCAUGAGACUGCAAGGAUCCUGAAUGAUCUUGCCCUUUGAGGGUAAGGUGUGCGUGGGUGGAUGUAAACCGUUCUUUAUUAAAUCUGUUUUAGAAGCUGCACCGCUAAAAUAUUCUCAGUUCCUUUUUUUAAAUUGUUGUAGAAAAAUGCAUUAUGAAUGAUGGUCCUUGAUUACUAAAAUCAACCCCAAGAGCUCAUAUUCUGAACAUGAGGAUAAUAAAGACUUGGAAAGAAGGUAACACUUUUACUUAAAAUUACUAAAAAGUUCAUCUCUGUCAAAAUGAACAUUCUUUGAAAAAAAUCUGAAGAACAGCCGUGACUUGAAAAAUGGGAGAAAGAACAAGGAGCUUGGAUUCUGACCAUGAUAGAACAUCUGAUGGUGAUAAAAAUAGCAACUCAUACUAUUCAGAUGAAGAUAAUGCCUCUGACCCAUCCCUUACACUAAGCUCCCAGUCUACAAGCCAUGGAAAAAAAGAUCACAAAACACAGACUUUGAGCAGCCUUGUGAAUUACCAAGCCACUAAGAAACCAGUUUCCAAAUAUGCACCAGCCAAAAGAGGGACACGGUGGGGUUUUCGCUCACAGAGUCUCAAUAGGGAUUCUCCUGCAAAAGAUAUAGAUCUUGUUACAAAAAGAGUUCUUUCUGCCAGGCUGCUAAAAAUCAAUGAGCUUCGGAAUGAACUAACUGAACUCCACAUCAAACUAGAUGAGCUGCAGAAAGAAAACAGGGCACUGAAGAGGCUUCAGUAUAGGCAGGAAAAAGCCUUGAAUAAAUUUGAAGAUACAGAAAAUGAAAUCUCUCAGCUCCUCGCUCGACAUAACAAUGAGAUUAGAAUAUUAAGGGAGCGUUUACGAAAAUCUCAAGAGAGAGAACGCACAACUGAGAGAAGACUGAAAGAUUCAGAGGAUGAGCUGUAUAGGACAAAAAAUUCUUUGCAAAAAUUGAAAAAGCUAUCUGCACAUAAGCACUUAGCUGAACGAGAUGAACUGGCAAAGAAGCUAGCCUCAACAGAGAACAGUCUGGAUGAAAGUGAAAAAAGAAUUAAGGAUUUGGAGAAAAAUCUUGAGCUGAAUAACAGCAGUUUCCAACGACAGUUGCAGUCUGAGAAAAAGAAGGUACAUGAGGCCCUAGAAGAAAAUAAAGCUCUCCAAGAAGAGCUUCAACAACUAAAUCAAAAGCUAAAGGAAAAAGAGAGAGAACUUGAUACAAAAAAUAUCUAUGCUAACCGUAUGUUGAAGCCAUCACCUAAAAAAGACACAGAUCUUGCACAAAGAAAAAAAGCCACUAACCAAAAUAUUAAAAAAGGAAUCCAGACUACAAAAGGAGUACAGACUAGUGGAUAUGUCUCACCAAUAGAAUUUCCUCCACCACCGGAGUUUGUAUCUGUUUAUGUAACAGAAGAGAAAGAAGAGGAGAUUCUUCUCAGAAUUGAACAAGAAACUCAGAAAAAAGCAUGGAAAGAACAAGCAGAGCAUCUAAAGAAUGAGCGGAAUAGGGAGAGGGAGGAGAAACUGAAACGUGACCAAGAACUGCAGAUUUUAGAGGAGAAAGCACAGAAACUAUGUGAUGAGUGGAAAAAAGAAGAAUUUGACAGAAGGAAAAAAGAUAACAACUUUUUAUUGGCCGAAGAAACAACAAGGAUUGAGUCAGAAAUACAUAAAACUGAAAAUGAGAUACACAGCACUGAGAAACUAAAAGAAGAGAGACAAAAGAAAGAGAUGCUGCUGGCUAAAAUGCAUGAAAUCGACAGAGAAACUCAAAAUACUAUUAGUAUGAAACUUUCUUCACAAGCACACCUCACAGAUACAGCAUCAAAAUCUGACUCCGUAGAGAAAAAUGAAAAAACCUACCAGUUUUUAGAGACAGAGAAAUUGUUGAAUGGAUUUCCAGGAUAUGACAACCAUGAUGCUAUUACAAAAGCAGAGGUACAGACGCAGCAAAAUGUUAGAAUCACAGAUUCAAAUAGUGAUCUAACAUUUGGAAGUUACGUACCUUCCUUUGGUAAAGGAUCUGGAAGGCCAAGUUGGCUUAAUCAAAAAAGUUUUGUCUUAGAAGAAAAUAGUAAAGAAAACACAGAUUUCAAGAAAGAGAAAAAAUCUAAUUUAAUGGAACAAUUGUUUGGAACUAGUGCCAACACCAUCCUUCCAUCUAAAAGCAGUGACACAAGUACUUUGGAAGCAGACUUUGAUUCCAGCAGUGCUCUUCCUCUAGAUAAAAGCAAGAAAGUUAAAGUAAAAGAUGAUGGUUUUUUUGGUGAAGGAAGAAAUUUUAACCCAAAUAGGCACCAUUUACAGCACACAAGAAGCAGACCAGCAGUUAAGGCUGUUGAUUCUUUUGAAGAUGAAAUUGAAGAAGUAAUCCUGUGAUAAUCACCUUUUAUAUAAUAUUUGUGUAUAAAUUCUAUCCAAAUAUUUUAAUACAGUAUUAUUAUACACAGAGUUGAAAAGUUUUAGGUUAAAAAUCCUUAUGAAGGGAUGAUUUCAAUAAAUAUAUGUAUAGAAUAUAUACUGCAACAGUCUGACCUACUCUAACAGUCUGGCUCUUUGUGCGGUUAGAUUUUUUUUUUUUAAAUAUAUCUUUCCAAAUACAGUCCAUGAAGAUAAUUUAGAUAGAGUGGGGGUGAUUAUUUUGAACAUACCACAGCCAAUGAUUUUGAGGGAAUUUCCUAACAGAUACCCAUAUAUUGCAAUUGAGUACAGGUAUUUGCUCACUUCUUCAUUCAGGAGGAGAUACUAUUUCUACUCUCUUCAUAUUCCAGUCUAUUCUCUGUAUAUAUCAGUAUCAAAUCUGUGAAACUGCCAGAGCAUAUUGGUAGUAUUCCAAAAGGUUACUACUAAUGCUCUUCCAUGGAUUUGGAUGGGAGGAAAAGUAGUUGGGGAACUCUUCUUCCUGCGUUUUCUAGAGCCAAACCUGACUUUCAUCAUUUUUCUCAUUUAUAUCUGCAUGUGGAGGUGGAAGAGUCCCAUGAUACUUUCUACACUCUUGCCUCCCACUAUGCUGUGCAUUGCCAUUAUUCCACUGGCUUUCAAAUACUUCAAAACCGGUUCAGUUGAAUUAGUGCAAUGGUCCUAUAUAUUGCUGCUGGGUUUUGUUUGUUCUUUCUCCCAUUUGGACUAAAAAUAAUAGAGAUAAUGAGGAGAGGAAAGAUAACUCAGCCUACAGUUUUGCAGGCCGUGAGUCAUGGCUCCAUCAACCUUUUUGAUAUAAACUAGCAUAACAUAGCAUAUCUAAAUACUGUUCUGGGAAACUAUGCCAUAGUCCUACUUUUUUUAGUAGAAGUGGGUUUGGACUCCCUACUCAAAAUAAAACAUAUGAUCUGCAGAGAAUUUAUAUAAUGAGUUAGGGGGAAGUUAAUAGAGUGAUUUAUUUUAAAAUAAUUUCCAGAGAUAUUGCAAAAUCUGUCAUACAAAUGUUUUUUUAAAUUGUGAUAAGAACAGUGUGCAUUGAAAAAUAUAAUCUACCAAAAUAUUUGUAUGAGAUGGCAGAAAAUUAUUGAUGCUUUAUAAUCUGUAAAUGCAUGGUGUCAGUUAACUGAGCUAACAAUCUGAGAUGGUGUUCUGGUAUAUUGGGACAAAUGUGCUGUAAAUGAGAUAUUGAAUGCCUUAAAUAUAAAGUUCCUUAUCAUUUAGAGUUGUUCCUCAUGGUCCCUGUUACCUAUUAGAGAACUGAUGGUGAAGAAACCCACAGAAGUUCUCAGUUAGAGAUGCCUCUCCUGCUCUUCUUCCUAAUUAUCCUAAUUAAAUCAUUCUAGUCAGGAUUACAAGCAAUGUGAUUUAGACCUGUGUCAUAUGCACUAGUGUAGUAUAUACUUGUUUUAUCUUACUGACUAGACUCCUGCUGUUGAUCUAGUUUCCCUAUAAAAAAAUUCAUACUUGGCAGGAAAUAAUUUCUUGAAAAUCAUAAAUGUUGAGAACUGCUAAUGGAAUAUCUUAGAUAAUGAGUAUCUUGUGAGGUUGUAUACUUGGCUUUGUUUUUGUUUUUUUCCUUAAGUUUUUUUUCUACUCUACUAAUGGACUCUGUAGUGUGAUGCAUAAAUCAUAGUACUGUACUGUUCACAGGGAGCUUUAUUUAAUGUAAAAUGUAUAGAAAUAUAAGCACAGGCGUUGGCUAAUGGUGCAAUGUGCUGUUAUAUGGGAGAGCUUGCAUUUGGGAGCAACCACUAGUGCUAUGUCUGAAGGCAGCUAGUAGUAUGUUACCCUUGCUUUUGAGUGCCUCCCUUUGACUAUUGACAUCUAAUUUCUGUGAUGCAUUCGGAGUGCCUCCUUGUGGUGUUAGAGGAAGGCAUUUAUAAUUUCAUCUCUAGGAAAAGGAACAAGUAGUAGCAGGGAACAAUAGGGUGUGAAUAAAACAAUAGGUGAAAAAGAGACUGUAAAAGGCACUCAUGGUAGAGUGAUUGUUUCACAGAAGACCCUACAUAGAAAAUAAGUAUCUCAGGAACAGCAGCUUUUUCCACAUAAAUCUAUAAUCUUAACACAAUUUCUUAUCAUUCAAGUACUUUUUUGGUUCCAGACACAUCAGGCUACAAUAGAUCUCUGUGUCAGACAUGUGUUCAGCAUAGCCGAUGAGGGAGAGAGGCAACAUGGCCUUAAACCACCUUUAUGCUUCUCUCAUAUUCUUGGCAACGAGGGACUAGGCUGGCUGCAGAGCUACUGUAAAUUUAGCUUGUUUUUUAAGAACCCCAAGUGAUGGUUAAACUACCUAGAGAUAGGGAUGUAAAAACUGCCUAAAAUAGUUCACUAGUUAAACUAUUUAACUGGUUAACCAUUGGCUGUGAACAGGCUGCUCCGCCCUGGCUCACCAUGACCACAGGCGUUGUGGGGAGCCUUGACGCAGGCGUCUGGGGACUGCUCUGGCCUCAGUUUGCCAUAUGUAGCAGGGGCUGCUCUGACCUGGCCCAGGCUCACUGCGGGUAGCUGGGGCUGCUUCGGCCCUAGUUUGCUGUGGCUGCAGGCUUCAGGGGCUGCUCCAUCAAGGCCUCAGGUGGCAAGGGCUGCUCCCAUGGGCUGUCCGCCACCUGGACCCUCUGGUUAACCAGUUAUCGAGUAAGCAUGCCGGUAAGGCUAAUGCUUACCAAUUAACUGUUUAAUCUUUUACAUCCCUACCUGGGGAUCACAGGAGCACAGUGUGCUCUAGUUAUCCUGUCUCCCUCAGCUAUGCUCCUGGUACAUCCCUUUCCAGGGUGAGCCAGAAGGACGUAUCGGAGAGCCAGCUAUGCUAUCUCAGCACCUGCCCAGCAUUCUUCAUACCAGUGGAACUCUGACCUGCCCCCCUUUUAGAAUAACUUCAAUCACACUUCUUUUGCGACAUGGCAGUAACACAAAGCGCUGUAAGCAUGAGCCAGAAUCUGGCCUGUUGUCCUCAGCUGUGCAUACAUAGGGCAGGUUGAUUUUUAAUCUUCAAUUCUAGCUGCCAUACAUAAUUUUGGAGAGAGCAACAUUUAAUUACGAAUGUCUCCAACCAAACAAAAGGUCCGUGAUGGAUGAUGAGCACAUCUGCUAGUGUCUGGUGACUUGCUCAGCGGGCUGAUGGAGAAGGCCAGGCUCAGAUGCCUAGAACCUCCUACCAUGAAAAAGCACCUUUUAAACAUUUUGUUUAGUGCAGGAAUAAAUAAUUAGUAUGUGUUCAUUUAAUACAAAGAGAAUUUUAUAAUCGAGAUAUUAAAUUAAACUGCCACAGAAAUAAUCAUUUUAAAUGUUUUUAAAGAUAUUCUGUACAACUAUUUCCAUAUAUAUUAAUUCCAGUUAUAUUUAUUA